Phragmites australis (common reed) is the source of this 2998-nucleotide messenger RNA. Its product is annotated as protein FAR1-RELATED SEQUENCE 6-like. Gene Ontology annotation, biological process: regulation of DNA-templated transcription. The record is from RefSeq and is a predicted model, not a curated record. The coding region runs from base 228 to 2699 and encodes 823 amino acids. The transcript has 7 exons. Gene Ontology annotation, molecular function: zinc ion binding. Lineage: Eukaryota; Viridiplantae; Streptophyta; Magnoliopsida; Poales; Poaceae.
CGGCCCUAAGGAGUCAGGAGUCAGGACCAGCCCUAGCUAGCUAGUCCCCUUCUCCUCCUCCCUCCCCUCUCGGGGGCCGCCGCUUCCUCCAGGUCCGUUUCGUCUGCCUCGGCAGCUCAAAGACGGUCGUCUCACUCCUCCGGGCUACGGCCACAAGUUGCCAUUGCUCUCUCGCGGCCCUCCUCCUCUGAUUGAUUUCUUCUGUUGUUGAUUCGUAGGAGGGAACCAUGAUGGAGGUGGACACGAAUCCGGGGGAGGAGGAACUGGCCUUCGCGGGCACCCAGGACGACGACGACGAUGCGGGGGACAUCUCCCCCGGCAGCAAGGAGCUCGCGGCCUUGGUGGAGGCGGCGGCGGCGGCGGCGGAGAGCAUCGAUCUGGACGACGCCGGGGCCGCCGCGUCGCCGGUAACGCCGUACGGGGACGACCGGACGCCGCGGGACGGGCUGGUGUUCAAGUCCUACGAGGAGGUGCUCAACUUCUACAAGCGCUACGCGCUGCGCACAGGCUUCGGCGUCUGCGUCAAGAAGUCCUCCUUCACCAAGGCCGGCCUCUGCCGCCGCCUGGUGCUCGUCUGCAACAAGUGGGGGAACGGCAAGGAGGACGCCUGCUACCAGGCCAGGCCAACCGCCAAGACCAACUGCCAGGCCACCGUAGUCGCGAGGCUGUGGGGGGACGGCCUGCUGCACCUGACGGACGUGAAUCUUGAGCACAAUCACGCGCUGAAUCCAUCGGCGGCGCGAUUUCUGAGGUGUUACAAGACGCUGCCCAGUGGGAUGAGCAAAGAUCUCGUGGUGAGGGCUGCCAGAGGGGAGUGCUCGGGUUCCGGUGACAUAGAUGUCCCGAUAUUUGAUGACUGGGGGAGACUUAAGAUUGGGGAAGCGGAUGUUGUGGCCAUCAACGGUUUUUUCACCGAGAUGCAGACCAAGCUGCCAAACUCCUUCUAUGUCAUGGAUUUUUAUGUAGAGGGCCAUCUGAGGAGUGUCCUGUGGGCUGAUUCGAGAUCCAGGGCAGCGUAUCAGUACUUUAGCGAUGCUAUUUGGGUUGACACGACGUGCCUAAGAAACAAGUUUAAUAUCCCACUUGUUUCAUUUCUGGGUGUGAAUCACCAUGGUCAGCUUGUACUGUUAGGCUGUGGCUUGCUGUCGGAUGAGAGUACAGAGAGCUUCUUAUGGCUGUUCAAGUCAUGGUUAACUUGUAUGAAGGGAAGACCCCCAAAUGCCAUAGUUACUGAUGAAUGUGUGGCGAUAAAAGCUGCAGUUCGAGAAGUGUUUCCGAAGGCACGCCAUAGAAUAAGUGAUUGGCAUGUAGUAAGAAGUAUUUCAGAAAAAUUAGGGGAGUUCCCAGAAUAUGAAGCAAUGAGAACCGAAUUGGAGACUGUAAUAUAUGAUUCUUUGAAGGAUGAUGAGUUUGAGGCAAGGUGGAAGAACUGGACUGAUAGAUUUGGCCUUCAGGAUAAUGAAUGGAUCAUCUUUCUGUAUGAGAAUCGACAUUUGUGGGUCCCUGCCUAUCUUAAGGAUGCCUUCUGGGCUGGGUUGUGUACUGUUAACCAGCAAGAAAGUCCAAGUGCAUUCUUUGAGGAUUCAAUCAGCCCAGAGACCACAUUGGCGCCGUUCCUUGCGAGCUACAUGAUUCUUUUGGAGAACAAAUACAAAAUGGAGCAACAAGAUGACUUUGAGUCAUUAAAUAGCAGCAGGGUCCUGAUAUCAAAGUUCCCAAUGGAAGAACAGCUAUCCAAAUUGUACACCUUAAAUAUGUUUAUAAAGUUCCAGGAUGAGCUAAAGGCAACCAUGCAUUGUCAAGUUCAGCUGGAUGGAUCGGCAUCUUCUUUUAUAGCUAUUGAUUUGGCUGAAGCAGCCAGUGAAACGCUGAAUAAAAAGUACGAGGUUGUUCACUGUAUGGCGACCAACAGGAUGGAGUGUAACUGUGGUCUAUUUCAGUUUAGUGGCAUCAUUUGUCGGCAUGCAUUAUCUGUGCUUAAAUGGCAGCAAGUAUACGACAUCCUCCCUUGUUAUGUACUUAGCAGGUGGCGGAGUGACUUUAAGCAGUUGCAUGCCCUGGAUAAUCCAUCAAAGGAUUUGGCAACAAGUAAUCACGUUGAACGUUAUGAUUAUAUUUCUUUGCAGUGCCUCCGUCUUGUUGAGAUUGGAAUGGCAUCAGAUGAGAAGUAUCGGUAUGCAUUAAGACUCCUACAAGACAUGAAAGACACCCUUCUUGAUGAUAGUCUGUGCCGUGAUUUGGAGCAGAAACUUACACCAGCUGAACGUACGAUUGUGAAUGGUGACAACCAUGCACAACCUCGUUCAUCCGAGGGGGGUCCAACAAAAAAGCGCCGAGGCCGUCCUCCUAAAAAGAGUAAAGAGAUAAGCAUGGAUCCCAUGGACUCCUUAUUGGUAUCCUCCGAUGCAACUCAGAAGGGUGCUUUUCAUUCUUCUUCGACUGCCUCAAACCUUGGUACUCAUGUCAGGACACAUGGAGUUGUUGAUCUCAUGGAAGAUGUUAAUCCAAAUGAGAUAUCAUUCGACAGCCGUUAUGGCAUGCAAUCUGGUCACCCUCACCACUUUGGUAACCAGCUGCAUGCAGGAAACACUUUGCAGUUUGGCCAACCUACGUCAGCAGCCGAGCACUCUAGGGUCCAGUGGAUGUAUUCUAAUAUAUUCCCGGACGAUCAAGUGCCUUAUGGCAGACGGACAUCAUAGCAAUUGGAGGCAGGGUCAGGGGGUUGCCAUUUCAGAAUGUACAGGAAGCCGGGUCAAGAAUCCUUUGUCCGGGGCGCCUAAAAGUUGAGGCGUAUACACAAAGGCAGGAAGCCAAAUGGAGUUGCCCUCGGGAUGCAGUAGCUUCAUCUUACACAAGAGGCUUGGAAAACACAUGCUGUGACGUUCUGCUCAUGUGGAUACUUUUGUAGGAACGUAGCGUCGCUCAUUUUUACCGCAACUAACAUGUGUGUGUAUAUAUAUAUGUCAUCUUGAAAGAAAUAAUCACUUUUGCCUUGUUA